Molecule: messenger RNA, 1485 nt
Organism: Trichobilharzia szidati
Lineage: Eukaryota; Metazoa; Platyhelminthes; Trematoda; Strigeidida; Schistosomatidae
Source: the annotation of a GenBank genome assembly
AUGCAUAAAACAAAUACAAUUGAGGUUAAACAUCCGAUUAAAUUAUUGACAAAUUUAUCACCUGACUUUUCAAUAACCCGAAAAUGUAGAAUUAAGCAAUCAAAAAACCAUAAUAAUAAAUCAGUACAGUCAAAACAUCAGUAUACAUUAACUACUGGAAGAAAAUGUGGAUGUAUACAAAGAGAUUUGGAGUACAACGAUUUUUUAAAACUGGAUAAUCAACGUCAGACAUCAAUACCGUAUAAUAUGCCAUAUAGUCAGCCUAUACAUGAGAAUGUGCCUGAUAUACUGGUGCCUGUUACCAGUCUCAGUAAUAAUUGUCAAUCGUGUGCGGUAUUAUAUGAUGAAGUCAACGUAUACACUAAACAUAAUGGUUCUUACUUUCGAAUAGAUGAACAGUUAGUGAAUAAAACAAAUCUACCUUAUCCAGAACAAUUUUAUAAAAAGUAUCAUUCUCUACAGAAUUUAGUGACUUCAAACAAACAGAAUAAUUCCACAGAACAGCAUAUACCUUUAUAUGGAUAUAGCCAGUCGUCAUUGGCUGCGCUUCAUUUACGUUUGAAUACUGAUGGUUUAAAACAGUUUUAUCAGUCGAAUUCAACACAUGUAGUAGUUUGUGAGUAUCCAGUUAACUUAUACAUUAGAUACAUGGGUAAAUAUACAAUACCAACUAUUGAUUUAAUUCAGAUAGAUGAUUUUUGGAAUCAUAUUGGCUGGGGUUAUUUAGUUGCUGUUGCAAACAGAAAUCCAGAAGUACCUAGUUCAUUUGAUUCAGUUGCUUUAAUAUUAUGUCAACCGAUCACAUUUAAACAAAUAUGGAAAGGUUAUGCUUUAUUACCGAAUAAAAUCAGAAAUUCGUAUAUAUCCACAACAUGCGGGCUAAAUUCUAAUAUUAUUGAACAUCAUGUAAGACAAAUUCACAAAAGUUUUACUGAUACAUUAAAUUACAGUCAUUGUAUUCUAAUGGAAUUGAGAGAUUCUAGUGAAACAAUGCAGUCGAAACAGCAAAAUGUUAAAUUUUCCUCCACUUUGAAGACAUUUUUCACGAAAUGCAAAGCAAAUCUUAUAAAAUCGUCUAAACGAGAUAGCUUAAAUGGGAGGCAGAGUUCUACCCGGCAAAAUAACACUGGGAAGAACAUAGUUUCUGAAUAUUGUGUAUGUAAAAUUGAGUCAAUGAAAUCCGGUAGAGAUCGUGAAAUUUACACGCAGUCAGUAGAAUUUUUUUCACAACUUGAUGAGUUAAUCGGUAAUGCAGUUGCAUUUCGUUUUCAACCAGAAUCAGUGAAGAAGAAAGAAAUUGUAGAGUAUAAAACUUCCACAAUGUUACAACAAAAUCCAAAGCUUAAAAGGCUUUAUAGUUUAUCAACAUCAUCUUUAUUCAUCAAUAAAAAUCAAAUAUCAUUACCUUCUCUAUUUAGACAUGUAUAUUCAAUCAGUAGGGAUGAUUUAAAUACUAUACGAACAGUUUACGGUUUUCAAGUAUAG